AUGCCACAUCCAGUAGCACGCCCAACGCCUCCCGGCAAGGGCAAGGGCAAGGGCAAGCCGUCUGAUUGUCAAGAAAAACGUCAAUUUUUGGAAGAAAAGAACCAUAAGAAGAGACUUCCAGACGGCGAUAAAAGGUUGAAUACAUUGCACGCGGAAGAUGCCAUUGCAGAAGAUGAUGACUCAUCGGAGACACUCAGCAAUGGUUUGCCGCCUGAUGCCAGAAAGCUCGAUUCGUGUGAUGAAUUAGUCCUCGAUCACAUAGAAAGCUUUUCAGAUGAUCCGUGGCAAGGACCACCUCAAUGCUACGAAAUUCCGUGGACAAUUUUGUUUGGGAAUGUGGGCAGGCAAAGAGAGGACGCCGAAGUUGAAGCUGUGAAGGAACUGAUUCGACAAGCUGAAGCGGUUGGGCUGAUUGGGGGAGGUGUGCGCUCGGAGGAACAUGACGAAAUACCCAUUGAUCUUGACGGGAGGAGUAUUUUGGAUCGGAGUGAUGCCCUUUGGGAUAGGUUAGUUCUUGGAAGCGUACCGUUUGACUUUGGCGACGGGGCUUUGGACAAGGCAAAUGUUGAUCCAGCAGGGACGGACGGGCAGGAUGAGAAUUGUGGCUGUUACAGAACGUCUGGAUCUGACGGGAUUGAGUAA
This is a messenger RNA of Metarhizium brunneum ARSEF 3297, 642 nucleotides long. RefSeq lists its product as uncharacterized. Lineage: Eukaryota; Fungi; Ascomycota; Sordariomycetes; Hypocreales; Clavicipitaceae. The record is from RefSeq and is a predicted model, not a curated record.